Molecule: messenger RNA, 4494 nt
Organism: Orycteropus afer afer
Lineage: Eukaryota; Metazoa; Chordata; Mammalia; Tubulidentata; Orycteropodidae
Source: RefSeq, a predicted model, not a curated record
AUGUCUCGGCCUGUUCAUCUUCCAGUCCCCUGUCCUGUUCAGCUCGGUUCCUUAAGAAAUGACUCUCUGGAAGCUCAGCUUCAUGAAUAUGUGAGACAAGGGAACUAUGUGAAAGUGAAGAAGAUUCUUAAGAAAGGAAUCUGUGUUGAUGCAGUUAACUCCCUGAGCCAGACAGCACUUUACAUUGCUGCAUUGUUAGGUCUUCCGAAAUUAGUUGAUAUUCUGGUGGAUUACGGAUCAGACCCAAAUCACCGUUGCUCUGAUGGGAGCACCCCUGUCCACGCAGCAGCAUUUUCAGGCAAUCAGUGGAUCCUCAGUAAACUGCUGGAGGCAGGAGGUGACUUGAGACUCCACGACAAGAAGGGUCAAAGCCCUCAGGCCUGGGCACUGACAGCAGGGAAGGAGCGCAGCGCUGCGAUGGUGGAGUUCAUACAGCGCUGUGCCUCGCACAUGAAGGCCUUCAUCCAGGGCUUCUCCUAUGACUUUCUGAGGAAGAUAGACUCCCCUCAGCAGCUCGUCAGCAGCCCAUCCCGGUUUGGGGGCCUCAUGCGAGGAAACCCUACUGGCUCUCCUAACCGACUGCUUAAAGCCGGAAUCAUUUCUGCCCGAAAUAUCUACAGCUUUGGCUUUGGGAAGGCUGUGCUUUGGUCGCAGUUUUUUCUCAUAGGAGGGAAGCAGCUGGCCUAUCCGCUAUCUCUUCCCGUAAUUGGAGAAAAGGAAGUGAUCCAGGCUGAUGAUGAGCCCUCUGUCUCCUUCUGCAGUGGCCCCUACAUGGUCAUGACCAACCUGGUGUGGAACGGAAGCUGUGUCACGGUGAAGGAGCUGAAUCUCCCCACCCACCGGCACUGCAGCAGGCUGCAACUGGCUGACCUGCUCAUUGCCGAGCUGGAGCACAGCAGCAAGUUGUGCCACCCCCACAUGCUGCAGCUGAUGGCCGUGUGCCUGUCCCAGGACCUGGAGACGACCCGCCUCGUAUACGAACGCGUCACAGUUGGCACGCUCUUCAGUGUCCUCCAUGAACGUCGGUCCCAGUUCCCUGUGCUGCACAUGGAGCUGAUUGUGCACCUGCUGCUCCAGAUCUGUGAGGGCCUGAAAUACCUGCACAGCCGUGGUUUUGUCCACUGUUCCCUCAGCUCCUAUGCUGUCCACAUCGUCUCCAUGGGGAAAGCGAAGCUGACCAACCUGGAGUACAUGAUAGAAAGCCAGGACAGAGGUGCGUACAAGGACCUGCCUCAAGUUCCCCUCCCCACCCAGCUAUAUAACUGGGCCGCUCCGGAGGUGAUCUUACAGAAGGCUGCCACGGUGAAGUCAGACAUUUAUAGCUUUUCUAUCAUCAUACAGGAAAUUUUAACAGACGACAUACCCUGGAAUGGUUUAGAAGGCUCAGUUAUUAAAGAAGCCAUAGUCUUGGGAAAUAAUUUAGAAGCUGAUGUCAGGCUCCCAAAACCUUACUAUGAUAUUGUUAAGUCAGGCAUCCAGGUCAAGCAGAGACACCGAACUAUGAACCUUCAAGAUAUCUUGUAUAUUCUGAAGAAUGACUUAAAGGAUUUUAUUGGAGCCCAAAGAUCUCAGCCAACUGAGAACACCAGAGUACAGCAAUAUGAGCCCUAUCCUGAUGCCAGUGUCUAUCUGGGAUUGACGUCAGAGCAUGGGAAAGAGCCCCCUGACUUGGAAAUAAAAGAACUAAAGGGAUCCGGUAGUCAGCUUCAUUCACCAAAGGGUCACUUUUCCCCCACUGAGGAAGCAGUACUAGAUGCUCAGGCCCCAGAUCCAAGUCUGGUGGCCAAGGAGACUCAGAACCAAGGCUCUGAUUCUUCUGUGUCAUCUGUGGUGGGAGAUAUCAGGAGCCCAAGUACAGGUCAGGUGAGCCUCUAUAGCUUCGAAAUCAAUGAAAUUUACUCAAGCUGCUUGGAUGUGGGAGAUGAUAAAAAAGAGGAUCCCCCAGGAUCUGUUUCAUCUCUUGAGGGGGAUAGACCACCCCAGGGAGAUGAAUUGAAGUCCAUGGAAGAAGAGUUGGACAUGAUGGAGAGAGAGGCAUGCCGUCUUUGCAGUGAAGAUGAGAGCCCUUCGGAAACUGAAACAGAGCUCUCCAUUGAGGACUGGGAUUCGGAGGAUAGUUCUCUUAGUUCAUCCAGCGUGCAUGAGUCUACCAAAGAAGCCAAGGUCAUGGUGAGCAAUAGGUCUAUGACUGAUGAGUACCUCAGUAAGUGUGUGCUGAACCUGACGAUUGCACGGAAGUUAAUGUACCAGAAUGAUGAUUUGCUGAAGAGUACCCAACAGAAAAUCGAUGAGCUUGCAAUGAUGCAGAAAGAGCAGGCAGAGCACUGGUCUUUGUGGAUGACUUCAAGAAUGUUUGCAGACAUUUCUGAUGUACCAUUAGCUGUGGGUCCCCCAACUUUGACCUACAUCCCUCCUAUCAUCUCACUGUCAGGGGACCAGAAGCUGGAUACUAGUGGUCAUUCCCAUACUCUAGCAAGGUCUCCAAGGACACUGCCAACUCUCUGUGGCUCUGGAAAACAGAACACCGGUGAACAGUUUCACUCUACUCAAGGAGCCAAGAACAAUUUGGACAGAAGCAGGAACCCAGAUAUCAAUAGUCAGGGAAAGCCUAGAGAGUCCAGUGUCCCGGCCAAAGUCACCCAGCGAAACAGUGCGCUCUUCACGGUGUCAAGCCACCUGCAGGGACAUCUGAGAUCACCCAGCAGUGUUCAGGACUCUACCAGGAUCAGUAUGGAAUCUGUGUCUUCUAAAAUCUGUAAUCCAAAAUCAAGAAACCAUGAAGAUGAAGAGGUACAUUUAAAAUGGAAAUCGGAAGUGAAAGAAAUGGCCGAGAAAGCAGCUGCUGGGCAGCUCACAGUACCUCCGUGGCAUCCUCAGAGUAGCUGGGCUUCAGAGGGUGAGGCUGAAAGCCAGCCCCUUAGCUUGCUGCAGCCCCCAGCUCAGGACCUUGAGAACGUGGACUGGCAACAAGCACUAGAGUGUCCCGGGGAAAACGACAAGCCAGGAAGGAACAGUAAGCGUGACAAAACGGACAACACUGGCCAGCCUGGGGGGCAGCCGGGGCCUCGGAGCUUCACCAGUGCCAGGCAGCUGUCCCUUGGAAAGAGUGAGCAGCCAACACAUAGUGGGGCCUUUCAAGCAAUGUCUGAUGCAUCUGUGGCCAUCGAGAAACCUUGCAGCGAUCAGUGUGUGCGAUCAACUUGUUCAUCAGAGUCUUCUGAGGACAUAACAGAUGAGUUUUUAACUCCAGAGUAUGAUGGUUUUUACUCCUCAACUGGUCAAGAAAACUUAGCUCUAGAGACCUCAAGUCCCAUAGAAGAGGCCUCAGGAGGAAUACAAGGUGCACUUGCUCAACCUCAUGGCUCUGGUGAGGAAAGUUUCCAAAUGACGGGAAGAAUCCUUGGAAAGAAUGAUGAGAUUUUGUCCAAACUUCAGUUCCAACCCAUACGAAGUACUGAAAGUGAACAAGAAGAGACUUUAAAGGAGCCACCAAAGGAACUGAAAGAAAAAGACAUAUCAUUGACGGACAUUCAAGACCUGUCUAGUAUCUCCUAUGAACGAGAAGGCUCUUUUAAGGAAGCUUCCUGUAAAACACCCAAAAUCAACCAUGCACCUACUAGUGUUAGCACUCCACUCAGCCCAGGCUCCAUGUCCAUUUCUUCAUCAGCUAGUCGGUAUAAAGAUUGUCUUGAAAGUAUCACAUUUCAAGCUACAACAGAGUCUGCUGCUCACCGGAACAGUCAAGAGCUCAUUGAAACCUCAUCUGAUAAAUUUACAAGUGUCCAGGAGAAAGUGAGGAUCCUGGAGUCCCUCCUUACUUCCCCUGAAACACCCCCUUCAAGAAGGACUGGGCUCAACAAGUUGUCUGCGUUUACUGGGCCUGGUUCCUCAGGCAUGGCUAAGGCACCUGGCAUAUCACUCCCCACCACCCAGAGAAGGAGCCUGCCCAAAGUAGAAACCAUCUCCCAGCAUCACAUUGAUGAGCUACCACCGCCAUCUCAGGAGCUGCUGGAUGAACUUGAGCACCUGAAGCAACAGCAGGCCUUACCCAUCGUGUUGGGUGAGAACACAGCGAGUGACCCGGACAGCCCUAUCAAUGAUCAAAGGCAGUUAGAAGAACAAGACACUGACAGUAAAAAAGAAGAAGAUAACAGUAUACUUUGGACCAAAGAAAUUCAGGAUCUCGGAGAAGACACAGAGAGAGCUCACUCUACUCUUGAUGAGGACCUGGAAAGAUGGCUUCAGCUACCUAAGGAGAGCAAGGGACUCCAGGACUUCCCAGAAGGCGCUGAAAGGGAGACAGAUACUAAAAGUCCAAAAGUUGAUGAAAAGAAAGAAAAAGGGGAAGGAAGCAUAACACCAGAGAAAAGGAAAUCGGAGAGCUUCGUAGAGACUUCUGAAGAAGAUGAACUAAAACCUUGCUUUUGGAAGCAACUGGGUUGGUCUGAACCAUCCAGGAUAAUUGUGCUGGAGCAGAGUGACUUGGCAGACUGA